Molecule: messenger RNA, 1587 nt
Organism: Symsagittifera roscoffensis
Lineage: Eukaryota; Metazoa; Xenacoelomorpha; Acoela; Convolutidae
Product: elongation factor Tu, mitochondrial-like
Exons: 8
Coding region: 49-1416 (455 amino acids)
Biological process (GO): mitochondrial translational elongation
Cellular component (GO): mitochondrion
Molecular function (GO): GTP binding; GTPase activity; translation elongation factor activity
Source: RefSeq, a predicted model, not a curated record
UGUUGUGAUAAACUUAUUAAAUAGAUAAUUUUGAAUUCGUCAUUAAGGAUGGCUUUGAUGAUGCGACGUCUGAACCCUGGAGGACUGGUUCAGUUUUGCGGUUAUUGUGCAAUACCAACGCGAUGCAUGGCUGUGGCUGCAUCAAAACCGGCUGGUAAAGCUUCUUUUAAACGCACCAAAGAACAUCUGAACGUUGGUACGAUUGGACACGUGGACCAUGGUAAAACGACAUUGACUGCUGCAAUUACCAAGUAUCUGGCGGACAAGGGGCAGGCAGAGGCGAAGAAAUACGACGAGAUAGACAAGGCACCCGAGGAGAGAAAGAGAGGCAUCACUAUCAACACUGCCCAUGUGGAAUACGAGACAGAUAAGAGACAUUAUGGCCACACAGACUGUCCAGGCCAUCUGGACUACAUCAAGAACAUGAUCACAGGGGCGUCUCAGAUGGAAGGUGCAAUUCUUGUAGUGGCUGCAACAGACGGUACCAUGCCCCAGACAAGGGAGCACCUUCUGCUGGCCAAGCAGACUGGAAUCAACCGCCUGGUAGUCUACAUCAACAAGUGUGACGCAGUGGACGAUGCUGAGAUGCUGGAACUGGUGGAGAUGGAGUUGCGAGAGGUGCUGACAGAGUUCGGCUAUGACGGAGAGAACACGCCUAUCGUCAAGGGGUCCGCUCUGCACGCGCUUAAUGACAAAGAUCCCAAGCUGGGAAAGGAGUCGAUAGAGCAGUUGUUGUUGGAGCUAGAUCAAUACAUUGAGUCACCAGUGAGGGAUCUAGACAAGCCGACUCUGUUACCUAUAGAGUCCGUCUACUCAAUCACAGGAAGGGGAACGGUCAUCGCAGGCAUGGUCAAACGUGGCACCCUCAAGAAGGGAGAUCAGUGUCAGAUUAUCGGAUUCGACAAACAGUUCAAAGUCAGCGUCUCGGGUAUGGAAACAUUCAAGAAAACUCUGGAUGAGGCUCAAGCUGGUGAUAAUGCUGGAGUACUGGUUAAGGGCGUGAAGCGUGAAGAUCUGAGGCGUGGAAUGGUGCUCACGAAACCAGGAAUGUUCACUCAACACAAGAGAGUCGAGGUGCAGAUCUACCUUCUGACUAAAGAUGAGGGCGGUCAGAAUAGACCCCUGCUGGACGAAGCAGUAAACAUGAUUUACUCUUUGACUUGGAACUUCCCUGCCUAUGCUGACUUGAGUGGAAACGAGACGGCCAAGACAAUUGAGCAGAAUGUGGUUGACAAAAAGGGAAAUGAUAUGGGAAAGAAGCAUAGAAAACUGAUAAUGCCUGGCGAAGAUGCAAAAUUGGUGUUCAAAUUGACCAGAGCUAUGCCCUUUGAUGUCGGGCAGAGGUUUACAAUCAGAACAGGAGAAUUCACACUUGGAACUGGAAUUGUGACUAAGUUGCUACCUGACGACGAGUGAAAUGAAUUCACUCGAAAUUUUGGCUGCUACUGUUUUCCCUGAAUAAGAUAGUCAUCUAUGAUUAUAUAUCGACUAAUUUGGAACUUUGUGAUAAACUUGAGGUAUUUUUGAUGGAUAGUACGAAGCUUGACUUUGCAUUGAUUGUUCUGAGAAUAAAUGUUUAUAAUAUAA